Messenger RNA from Pseudogymnoascus verrucosus, 2161 nucleotides. RefSeq names its product swr complex subunit (gene SWC4). Gene Ontology annotation, cellular component: NuA4 histone acetyltransferase complex; Swr1 complex. The transcript has a single exon. Gene Ontology annotation, biological process: negative regulation of transcription by RNA polymerase II; chromatin remodeling; DNA repair. Lineage: Eukaryota; Fungi; Ascomycota; Leotiomycetes; Thelebolales; Thelebolaceae. The record is from RefSeq and is a predicted model, not a curated record. The coding region runs from base 172 to 1845 and encodes 557 amino acids. Gene Ontology annotation, molecular function: transcription corepressor activity.
CUCCCAAAAAGGAACACCAACUCGACGACGGAUCUUUAUUCCUUUCGCGACACAACAACUUACAACUUAUCGUCGCAACAAGUUUAUCAAUCUCAGAGGGAGUGGGGAAUUGAGAUAUACAGGGUACACGAUCGAAAUACGACGCGCAGCUGCGCAUUUCGACGAUUCACGAUGACGUCCCUCGAUGUGCGCGACAUGCUGGACCUGCCCAAUAGUGCCGGUCCGCGCCCAGCGAAGAAACAAAAACUCACCAACGCGAGACCCAACUUGAAGGGAUUACAACGUGAGGUUCAGAGCCUGGGGGGGGACAACCCGAUCUCGAUUGUGCCAGCAGUCCCCCAGUUCAAGAAGAGGAGGCUUGUGAGCCGCAAGCCAGCCGCGAAAUGGGAGUUGAAGCCCUUCAAGAAUAGUGCGAGGGAGGAUGACAUGAAGCUGAAGCACUGGAGGAGGAAAGUUGAAGUGCCGCCGAAGCAAGAGGCGCAGGAGGGAGAGGGUGGAGAGGCGGCGGCAGAGGGUGAAGUGAAGGAGGAAGUGGACGACUCGGCAUUCGCAAAGUUCAAUGUCCAAGUCAACAUCCCCAAAUACGACGACGAACAAUACGAAGCCAAGCUCAAGAACGAAGACUGGACCAAAGAAGAAACAGACUACCUAAUGCAAACAGCGCGCGACUUCGACCUCAGAUGGCCUCUCGUCUGGGACCGCUACGAAUACCAGCCCGCCCCUCCCCCCGAAGGCACCGAGAGCACCGCCCUCGUCCCCGAACUCAAACCCCGCACCCUCGAAGACCUCAAAGCGCGCUACUACGACGUCGCUGCGAAGAUGAUGUCUGUCCACCGCCCCGUCCAGUUCAUGAGCCAGGUCGAAUUCAGCCUGCACCAGCUCAUGUCGUCUUUCAACCCUGUACAAGAAGCGCUGCGCAAACGAUUCGCUGAGAACGCUAUGUCGCGCAGCUCUGAGGAGCGCCGUGAGGAGGAGAGUCUACUUAUCGAACUCAAGCGCAUCAUGGCGCGCUCGGAGCGCCUCAACGAGGAGCGCAAGGACUUGUACGCUCGUCUUGACGCACCACUCAGCAGCAGCAAUGUAGGCGUCUAUACCACCUCUGCAGGCCUGCAGCAGCUCGUCCAGCAGCUCAUGAAUGCCGAUAAGUCCAAGAAGCGGAAAUCGAUCCUUGGCCCCGAGGGAACCCCUACGGCUGGACCUGGCGCAGCGCCUGUCGAUCGCCGCGAUAGCACCGCCGUGCGCGAGCCCGCGGCCGCCACGCCAGUGACAGCCAAGAAGGGCGGUGCGGGCCCAGCGGAGCGACGCAAGCUGAGCGAGGAGGACCAAGUUGUCUUCGGUGUAUCGACACACGACCGCCUCCAGAGCGGCCCACAGUUCCGCUACGACCGCAUCGCCAAGAUGGUCAGUAGUCGCUCGGCGGUGCUGGCGAGCCGAAUCACGAAUGUGCUUACUGAGCUGGAGAUCCCGCCGCGUCUGGUGAUGCCGACCCUUGAGGUUGGGACGGCGUUCGAGGCGCUGCUGGGGAGCAUUAAUGUCCUACUUGAUACGCGGAAGGCGUCGGAUAAGCUGGAUGGAGAGAUUAAACUUGCGGAGGCGCAGAAGGCGGAGAGGGAGAAGAAGGAGGGGAAGAAGAAGGAGGAGGAGGGGGGGCAGGAGGAGGGGGAGAAGGAGACGGAGGCAGAGGUGGAGAAAGAGGGAGAGAUUAAGGCUGAGGGGGGAGAGAAGGAGAGGAGUGUUUCGGUGGCUAGGGCGGGGUCGGUGCAGGCGCAGACGGCGGCGCAUAAGAGGAGUGCGAGCGUUUUGAGUCAGGUUAGUGAUAAGAGCACGAAGAGGCAGAAGAAGUAGAUGGCUUGUUAAAGGGGGUUGGUGCUGUAUAAUAGGGUUGUUGCUGGGUUUAGCGAUGGUGCUGUGGUGUACGAAUAUCAUGAUUAAUUAAUACACAUUAUGCUUCUAUACUUUGUAUGGAUUUUAGGGCGGAGAUGGGGUCACGGGGGUGCAUGUUUGAGGCUGGGGAAAUUCAAGGCUGUGUGUAUUCGACCAUGAGCUCAGCUAGUGAUAGAUAUUGAAAACGGGAACGGUCAUUUGGGUCUUACGCGUGUCAACAAGUGAUAGUAAUAUAUUCCAUUACCGCAGCACCCUAGCUACUUCAAAUACAUCCUCC